Messenger RNA from Choloepus didactylus (southern two-toed sloth), 2053 nucleotides. It is a transcript of the gene BBIP1, whose product is annotated as BBSome interacting protein 1. The transcript has 4 exons. The record is from RefSeq and is a predicted model, not a curated record. Gene Ontology annotation, cellular component: BBSome. Bases 436 to 648 code for a protein of 70 amino acids. Gene Ontology annotation, biological process: receptor localization to non-motile cilium; cilium assembly. NCBI's taxonomy places the organism in Eukaryota, Metazoa, Chordata, Mammalia, Pilosa, Megalonychidae.
AGGCCCGAAGAGGGACCAUAGGUGACCAGACACCCCAUUUUAGACAAGUUAGUUCAUAUUCCGGACUACCGGGAAGGGAGAUGAGGAAGGAGCAGGUUUCCUGGCCCGUAUUUUGACAGAGACAUCUGAUCGCUUACCUAGAUGGACAACAGUUUAGGGCUAAAAAAAAAAAAUCCCUGUCCUGCCCGGAAGUCGCAUCUGGCAUUUCCGAUGGGGUCAUGACGGAAGGGUGGGAAUAGCCUGCGCCCCCAAUCCUCGUCAAGGGGCGCCCAUUCUCGACCCAAGUUACGAAGUUCCUUCUGUAGGCUUGAGUCAAGAACGGUCAGUCAUCUUGUUAAUACCGGGUUGGAUGUCUGACAUUGAGGGGAAAAGACCAGGAGAACUUUCAGGAACUGUAUCCAAUACUCCAAAAUCACUGUGUCCAACAAUUAAGAUAUGGCAGAAGUGAAGUCAAUGUUCCGAGAAGUUCUUCCAAAACAAGGGCAGUUGUCUGUAGAAGAUGUAACCACAAUGGUGCUGUGUAAACCCAAACUUUUACCCUUAAAAUCUCUGACUCUAGAAAAACUGGAGAAAAUGCAGCAAGCCGCACAGGAUACAGUUCACCAACAAGAAAUGGCAGAGAAGGAACAACAGCAAAUAACCGAUUGAAUGAUGAUUUAGCACUUCCAUGAGCACCCCACCAUUUAAUAACUAGAAAAUAAUCUGCAUCUGUAUGCCGAAAAUAGUAAUAAAACCAAUAGUAUUCAUAUAAAUAAUACAAAAAUACCCAAGGCUGAUGAAACCUAUAUUGUGAAUUUUUAAAUUUUGUUUUCUGUUGAACACAAAACUUCAAACCAAAUUUUACAGUUUGUUUACCUGCGUGUUUAGAAUUGUAAAUUAUUGUUCAACAUUCCUAUUGCUGUCAGUUUUAUGGAUAACAUUCUUAGGCCCAAGUAUCUAAAUGCAACUUUCUGUAUACAGAGGCUCAUCACACUUCUAUUAAAAGCCUGCGUUUGAAGAUACAUUCUCAUCUUGAAUAAGAUAUGCAUGCUGGGCUUUUAUGUUACCUAACAUAUUUUACCAAUUUUAUGCAUCAUUACAUCUUUAAAGCUAUCUUGCCUGACCAACUGAUCCUAACCAAUGACAAAACUGUUUAACAAAUUUGAUUUUUAAAAAAACCCUCACCUAUUCUGUAUAGUCACCUAUAUUUUUAGUUAAGCUAAUUUUUUAAACUUAAGAAUUAUCUGGCUAUCUGGUUCUUUCUGAUGUAAGGAAAAUGUUCAGAGAUAGAUUGUGGUGAUGAACGCAUAACUAUGUUAUCAUACUGUGGACAGUGGAUUGUAUAUCAUGGAUGAUUGUAUGGUGUGUGAAUGUAUUUCAAUAAAACUGAAUUUAAAAAAAAAAAAAAAAGAAUUAUGUGGCUAUACUUACCAUCCAGGUAUCAAACAAUUAAAAACCUGAAAAUGAUUAGUAUAAUUAUCUGUAAGUCAUGUAAUGUGGUCUUUAAAGAACUCAUGAAGUAAAUUUGAAGUUAAAUUUGGAGUUUUAGUUCUAAAAGACUGUACCUAACCUAUUAUAUGUAUAUUCCUAAGAAUAUCUUUGUAAAUUCUGAAUAUAAUUGUAGAUUGGUUGGCUGUAGUCAAUAAUAGACUGUUUAAAUUCACACAGGCCUUGAGGCUUUGCUGAAUAAUUAGUCUCUACAAAGGAGAGGUUAGAAAUGUGAUCAUUCUUUAGAUAAUUAUUUAUUCAUAGCUAGUAUUUUCUUAAGACACUGGUAAAUGUAAAAAGUUGAGUCCUUGAAGAAUAAUUUUUUCUAACGCCAACAUUAUUCGGUAAUGGACUUUAAGAAUGAUGAAAAGUAUUAUGCAAAUUUUAGAAAUUUCAUUAAGCUCUAGAUAAGAUCAAUAAACAUGAGAGUAAGUAUGCAUGCACUUUUCCCUAAUAUAAUAUUAAAAGAAUUUAUUUACUCUUGUAUUUUUUAUUUAAAUGCUUGCAAGGAACAAAACAUAUUCACUAGAUUUUUGUAUGAUUUAAAAUUUGCUGUGUGAAAUAAAAGUUUAAAAGUUUUUAAAAA